AUGGCCAUCGCGGCGGUUACCGAGGCGGAAACGCGGCUCUGUGGGAACUGCAAAAAGGACAUUCCUGCAGUUAAUUUCAUCAUCCAUGAAAUCCACUGUAGCAGGAAUAUUGAAGUGUGCUGCUUCUGCAGCGAAUCCAUCCCCAAGUCUGAGAUGAAGAACCACAUCGAGGCUGAGCACGUGCAGGUAACCUGCAAGUGUAGGAUGAAGAUAGAAAACAGUCUCCUGAAGGAUCACGAGGCAUCAGCGUGCCCUCUGCGCCCUGCCCUCUGCCAGUACUGUGACAUACAGCUUACCUUCAAGGAGCUGCUGGACCAUGAAGUUUACUGUGGAGCCAGGACUGAGCUGUGUGGAGGGUGCGGCCGUAACGUCAUGGUCAAAGAUCUCCAAGAGCAUCCUCGGGUCUGUGGGCAAGAGGUGAAGCAAGUGAGAAGCAGCAGAGCAGUGGCUCGCUUUGAGGAUGAGGAUGUAGUUCUGCGCACCCUUCGAGAUGUCAGAAGGCAGCUCAGAUCAGAGAAUGAACUGGAGCAGCUGGGGAGAAAUGAAAACGCUCAUUCCUCACUCGACGACGAGUGGAGCCCUGACCUAGACUUCGUGUUGGCUCUCAGCCUCCAGAAUGAGAACCAUCAGCGCAGGAACACUGCGGCUGAAAUGCCCAGGGACUGCUGGGGAAACUGCCACGCCAAAGGGCCUGUGUCGUCUGCCUGUCCUAAUGAAGGAGACGAGGCAGAUACCUGCUGUGACUCUUCCGUGCCUUUUAGCUUGUCAAACCAUGCAGAAAAUGAGGAGGUCAUCAUGUUGCCGUGUGAGUUCUGUGAGGAGCUCUACCCUGCUGAGGACCUGAUUCUUCACCAGGCAGAAGAUGACAUUAUCAUUCCCUGUGAAUUCUGUGGCAUCCAACUAGAAGAGGAGACACUCUUCCAUCACCAGCACCACUGCGACCUGCGCCCGGCCAGCCCUGCCACCAGCUUUCCACCGCUGCAGCCGCCGUCUCCACGGGCCGGCAGAGAGAGAAGAGGAUCAGGAGAGCUGGCUCGGAGACGGGCCCGGCACCAAG
Messenger RNA from Nestor notabilis (Kea), 1057 nucleotides. RefSeq names its product TRAF-type zinc finger domain containing 1 (gene TRAFD1). NCBI's taxonomy places the organism in Eukaryota, Metazoa, Chordata, Aves, Psittaciformes, Psittacidae. The record is from RefSeq and is a predicted model, not a curated record. The transcript has 8 exons. The annotation marks the transcript as partial.